Molecule: messenger RNA, 1503 nt
Organism: Fonsecaea erecta
Lineage: Eukaryota; Fungi; Ascomycota; Eurotiomycetes; Chaetothyriales; Herpotrichiellaceae
Exons: 3
Coding region: 1-1503 (500 amino acids)
Source: RefSeq, a predicted model, not a curated record
AUGCCGAUCGGUAGACCUCGCAUUCCUGGCACCGAUGCAGAGAGGGCAGAGGCACGGAGGAACAAAGUCCGUGCCAAUGUUCAGGCCUUUAGACGACGCCAGAAAGAAAAACAGCUUGCCGAGAAGGCGAGACGGUUGCAUGCCGAUGAUGAUGGCCCACAUCAGACUCUCGCAAGUCAGCCGCCGACGAGUGCUGUCCUCCCCCCGAGCUGUUUACGAGCAUGCGAACCUUCUGCGGUGCCUCUGGAAAACCCGGAAUUCUCCAUAUGGUUAAUACCCUCAGAAAUGGGUGCAAAGCUUGUGGGUUCGACUUACCACGUUGCCUUCGUUCAUGCUCUGAAGAACAGGUUCGUGAGGCUUCACUCAAUGCGUGAGCGAGCCAAAAACAAGGCUGAACAACAAAUGUCAAUAUGCUGUUCGACCUGGACAAUCACAGCAGCCCUCGAAAUCGACAGGCCUGAAACCGCAGUCCUGAUAGAAGCUCUAUUGGCGGCUUCGCUGACCAAGGUCGGAAAAGAACGCAGUGAAGCAGAGAUUGCCCUCCAAGGUGCCUAUAUGCACACCCGUGCGUUGCAAAGACUGCGGUACUCGCUAAAAAGGUAUCAAGACGGUGACAGGACUAUUUCCCGGACAGUGUUGUCUUCGACAGCGCUGAUCUGUGCCAUGUCGGAGCUGGUAAAUGACAAGUCCUGGGCUAGCUUCAACUGCCACUUGUUGGGCGUGGGGGCUCUCAUAUUCCAUGGCGGUGCCGAAGGUCUGAAUCACCAAUCGGCUCAAGAGCAUUUUUAUGGGUACCGCGCAAUCCAAACCCCGUUCCUGUUUAUGAAUCGGCAGACGUCGUUUCUGUCCGAGUCGCGAUGGAUCGAUUUCCCCGGGAAAAAGGAAGUAGAGCCUGCUCAACGCCCCUUGCAGUCGAUGCUCGAUGUUGCCCUCAAAGUGCUACCGGUGAUUGUCGAGCAAGAUACCCUGAAAAGCUGGAGCCUUCCUCGCCUCCGAGAGAGAUAUGAAACAGUGUGUACCAUCGUGGCCGAACUGGAAAGUUGGAGAAGUCAGCUGCAAUCACAACACCACGAGCCUUUGCACACCAAAGUCAUCGCCAGCUGGGAAGGUGUGUACGAGCAUCGCCUCGACUUCCCCGAUUCCUCGAUUGCUGUUGCAUUCACGAUGUACACAGCAGUCAGAAUACAAGUCGCAAGGCUUGUCACCGAUAUCUCAGAUGAGAUCAUUUCUCGUGCGCCCACAACCGAUAUAGACAGAAACUCAACGGUUCUGGAGGCAUUGCGCUGGGCACACCUUGCGUGCGAGAGCCUCGAGUACUUCCACACUGGCGAAACCAAAACUGCCGGACGGAUUGCAACGCUUUGGCCACUGGAAAUGGCCUGGCGGCUUUUUACGCAGCUGGAAGAAGAAGGUUCCAUGGACGUCUCGCAAGAGAUUGCAUGGUGUCGGUCUGCAGCUGAACGGUACGCAAAGCUUGGGAUCCCCCCGUUCCAGUGGAGGUAA